UAAAGCACACCAAAUGCUAUAAUUUAAUUGGUUUAGCAUGAUGAAGAUGUAAGAGUUCUCAGACAAGAAAUCUUAAUGUCACGAACCACGGGAGCUGCGCAUGCUCCACAUGUGGAGCAGCAACCCUUACCUCGCCAGGAAUCUGAACCGGAUCACACUUGGAAGAUAGCGAACUUUACCAGAAAGCUUGCUCAAGCAAAUUCGAACAAUGACUAUGGUAGGAUUGAAAGUGAACCUUUUUUCACAAGCCAUGGUUACAAAAUGAAGCUUGUUGUCAAUUUUAAUGAAGCCCCAUCUGGUUACGCAGGCUACUGUACAUACAUGGGUGUUUAUUUAGUUUUAAUGAAAAGUGAUCGAGAUGGAGCCCUAACCUGGCCUUUCACAAAGCGUUGCACAUUUGUUCUUGUUGAUCAGCAAGAUGACCUUAGUCGAAGACAAAACAUUGAGGAUGCAAUAGUUCCAGAAGGAGAGAAUGCAUUCAAGAGAGCAAGGCAGCGCGAAAAUAGUGAUGGUUGUGGAUUACCACAGUUUGUUAAACACUCCACCCUACGUACUCGUCAAUACAUUAGAGACCACGCUGUAUACAUCAAGAUUGUGGUAGAUCAAUGAAAAAUAACCAUAAUUAUAUUUGGUGUGAAGGCCUUC
Messenger RNA from Paramuricea clavata, 645 nucleotides. The record is from the annotation of a GenBank genome assembly. Lineage: Eukaryota; Metazoa; Cnidaria; Anthozoa; Malacalcyonacea; Plexauridae.